Salvia splendens (bonfire salvia) is the source of this 677-nucleotide messenger RNA. RefSeq names its product receptor-like protein 9DC3. The transcript has 2 exons. Lineage: Eukaryota; Viridiplantae; Streptophyta; Magnoliopsida; Lamiales; Lamiaceae. Gene Ontology annotation, molecular function: protein binding. The record is from RefSeq and is a predicted model, not a curated record. The coding region runs from base 1 to 450 and encodes 149 amino acids.
AUGGAGUUUGUUUUGAAAGGGACAAAUCAACCAUUGGUCAGAAUCUUGAAAACAUUCAUUACCAUUGACAUGUCCAGGAACAGAUUCUCGGGAGAGAUUCCGGAUUCCAUAGGGAAUCUUAAUUCACUCAAGUACUUGAAUUUGUCUUACAACAGUCUCACAGGGCAUAUACCAUCAUCCCUUGGAAGUGUGAAAGCACUGGAAUCAUUAGACUUGUCUUCAAACCGACUGAAUGGUGAGAUUCCUCGGAAGCUGACGAUGCUGAAUUUUCUUUCAGCAUUAAAUCUAUCAAUGAAUGAUCUUGUCGGAGAGAUUCCUCAGUCUGGUGGCCAGUUUUCGACAUUUGAUAACAGCUCCUUCAUUCGGAACUCGGGCUUAUGCGGAUUUCCUCUAACAAAAAAUUGCAAGCAAGAUCCCAUGGCUCCUCCUCAAGAAAGCAUUUUUUAUUAGUUUAUCCCAGCCGGGACUCCUAAAGCGGGAUGCCCGAAAUUGAUCAACCGGGACUCCUAAAGCGGAACGGAGGGAGGACGUGUUAUGAUUCUGAGUACAAAUCGGUUAGACCCAACCCAAUGAGAUCAUCUAGAAAAGGAGAAUGAAUCCAAAGACUAGACCGAAUCACUUUAGGCAACAAUGUGACUCCCCCGAGUUAGUUACAGGGAAAUUGUAGAAUAAACUUG